AUGGAUGUCUCCGCUGGGCGAGAAGUGCUGCCGAAAAAUGUAAAGCCGCUUCACUACGACCUCACCCUCGAGCCGAACUUCGAGACCUUCAAGUACCAUGGCACGGUCACGAUUGAGCUGGAUGUAUUGGAGGACACCAAGUUUGUCUCGCUCAACACCUACGACAUUGAGAUCAAGGAGACCAAGUUCACGGCUGGUGAUAGAACCAUCAGCUCUUCGCCCAACAUCUCCUACGAUACCGACUCGCAGACCACCAAAGUCGAGUUCGACCAGACCAUUCCUGCAGGAUCGAAAGCGAAGCUCUUCCACAAGUUCACUGGCAACCUCAAUGACAACAUGGCUGGGUUCUACCGAUCAUCGUACAAGGACGAGAAGGGCAGUGAGAAGUGGAUGGCUACGACACAGAUGGAGGCCACAGAUGCACGACGAGCAUUCCCUUGCUUUGACGAGCCUGCGUUGAAGGCGAGCUUUACUGUGACAUUGGUAGCGGACCACAACCUGACUUGCCUGAGCAAUAUGGACGAAGCCAGCACGAACGACGUCCAGUCGGAGUUCAGCAGCUCCAAGCGUAAGGCAGUGACAUUUAACAAAACACCACUCAUGUCGACAUACCUUCUUGCUUUCAUCAUUGGCGAGCUGAAGGUGUACGAGGACCACAGCUUCCGGAUACCUGUUCGUGUCUUCAUGACUCCAGACAAGACGCUCGACCACGGCAAGUUCUCUGCUGAGCUCGGUGCGCGGACACUGGAGUUUUAUGAGAAGGAAUUUGCGUCUCCAUUCCCUCUGCCAAAGAUGGACAUGGUCGCUAUUCCUGACUUCUCGGCUGGUGCUAUGGAGAACUGGGGUCUUGUCACUUACCGUGUUGUGGAUCUCCUGCUGGACGAGAAGACGGCUAGUGCAUCGACGAGGCAGCGUGUGGCGGAGGUCGUCCAACACGAACUCGCUCACCAAUGGUUCGGUAACCUUGUAACGAUGGACUUCUGGGACGGUCUGUGGCUCAACGAGGGUUUUGCGACAUGGAUGUCAUGGUACUCGUGCAACAAGUUCUAUCCAGAAUGGAAGGUGUGGCAAGGAUAUGUGACAGACAACCUGCAAUCUGCUCUUGGUCUGGACAGUCUACGAAGCUCUCACCCUAUCGAAGUGCCUGUCAAGCGUGCCGACGAGGUCAACCAGAUUUUCGAUGCUAUCUCAUACUCCAAGGGCUCGUGUGUCAUUCGCAUGAUCUCGAAGCACCUGGGCGAAGAUGUCUUCAUGGAGGGCAUUCGACGAUACUUGAAGAAGCAUGCUUACGGCAACACGACUACUGGCGAUCUGUGGGCGGCGUUGAGCGAUGCAAGCGGCAAGGAUGUCGUCAGUGUUGCAGAUACGUGGACCAAGUACGUCGGCUUCCCCGUGGUUACCGUCGAGGAGGAUGCGAAGAACAGCUCGAUCAACCUCAAGCAGAACCGCUUCCUUCGAACAGCUGAUGUCAAAGCCGAGGAGGACAAGACGAUCUGGCCUGUAUUCCUUGGUCUGCGCACAAACAAGGGUAUCGAUGAAGAAGUCACGCUCAACAAGCGCGAGGCCAAGUUCUCCGUCCCCGACAUGGAUUUCUUCAAGCUGAACGCUGAUCACUCUGGCAUCUACCGCACGAACUACACACCCGAGCGUCUGAAGAAGCUAGGCGAGAAUGCCAAGGCUGGUCUGCUGAGCGUGGAGGAUCGCGCCGGUAUGCUUGCCGAUGCUGGCGCUUUGACAGCUGCUGGCUAUCAGAAGACUUCUGGGCUGUUAUCACUGCUCAAGGGCUUCAAUACUGAGUCCGAGUAUGUGGUGUGGGACGAGAUCACGGCCCGUAUUGGCGCGGUCCGUGCUGCAUGGAUCUUCGAGGAUGAGAAGACCAGAGAUGCGCUUAAGCAGUUCCAGCGCGAUCUGGUCAGUCACAAGGCUCAUGAAGUCGGCUGGGAGUUUACGGAUAAGGACGGACAUAUUGAGCAGCAGUUCAAGUCUCUCCUCUUCGGCAGUGCAGCAUCGGCUGGUGAUGAGAAGACCAAGAAAGCCGCCUUUGACAUGUUUGAGAAGUUUGUGGCGGGCGACAGGCAAGCGAUACAUCCCAACCUUCGAGGUGGUGUGUACUCGGUCGUGCUGCAGUACGGUGGCGAGAAGGAGUAUAAUGCCAUCGUGAAGGAGUACGAGACUGCGAAGAACGCCGAGGAGCGCAACACAGCACUGCGUGCGAUUGGGCGCGCGAAGGAACCCCAGCUCAUCAAGCGCUCACUGGCUUACUCCUUGAGCAAGGAAGUGAAGGACCAGGAUAUCUACCUUCCACUCGCCGGUCUGCGCGCACACCAGGAAGGUAUCAUAGCGCUCUGGGCGUGGAUGAAGGAGAACUGGGAGACUUUGAAGAAGAAGCUGCCGCCUUCGCUGUCGAUGAUGGGCUCGGUCGUGAGUAUGGGUACGAGCAGUUUCACACACGACGAUCAAAGGAAGGAUAUUGAGGCCUUCUUCGACAAAGUUGGGACGAAGGGUUUCGAGAGGAAUUUGGCGCAGAGUGUGGAUGCUAUUAAGGCGAAGACGGGGUGGUUGGAGCGGGAUGGCGAGGAUGUGAAGCAGUGGCUGAAGGAGAACAAGUAUCUGUAG
Recurvomyces mirabilis is the source of this 2616-nucleotide messenger RNA. RefSeq names its product Aminopeptidase 2 mitochondrial (gene APE2). Gene Ontology annotation, molecular function: peptide binding; zinc ion binding; metalloaminopeptidase activity. Gene Ontology annotation, biological process: proteolysis; peptide catabolic process. The transcript has a single exon. The record is from RefSeq and is a predicted model, not a curated record. Bases 1 to 2616 code for a protein of 871 amino acids. Gene Ontology annotation, cellular component: cytoplasm. NCBI's taxonomy places the organism in Eukaryota, Fungi, Ascomycota, Dothideomycetes, Mycosphaerellales, Teratosphaeriaceae.